This is a messenger RNA of Saccostrea cuccullata (small rock oyster), 525 nucleotides long. RefSeq lists its product as uncharacterized. The transcript has 4 exons. NCBI's taxonomy places the organism in Eukaryota, Metazoa, Mollusca, Bivalvia, Ostreida, Ostreidae. Bases 1 to 525 code for a protein of 174 amino acids. The record is from RefSeq and is a predicted model, not a curated record.
AUGGAAACCUCCUUUCAACUGAAGGAGGAAGAGAAGAAGGUAGAGGAAUUCUACAGCCCACCAGAGAAAUCCUUCAGUGCUGCCUUUAGCCUUGCUAACAAUAUUCGUUUUACAAUGGGGCCUGUGGAGGUUUUAAAGAUUGGAGAGAUUUCAACGACUUCGCUUAACAUCAGAAGAGAAGUCCAACUGGGAUUUGCUGUCCGCACAGCACUGUUAACCCUUUGGGGUGCAGUUGCAGAGCAACCACUUAUUGCAGUUGGACAGACUUACAAAGUCAUGUGCAUUAGAGCCACUAAUGACUUUAACUGUCAAAGAAGUUAUAAUUCGACAAUGUCGACAAAAUUUGAGCCUGUGAGUGUAGAGGAAGAGGAUGUGGAAGCAUUAUUGCAUUUUGAAGGAGUUGUAAACUCUGUUUCUUUCGAAAACAAACUUGUAGAAGUGGGAGAAGGUUUGCUAACAGUUUCUAACGCCCACCUGGGGGAGUUAUACCCCCCACAAAGUGUUCAGUGCUGGACUAUCCAUUAG